AUGGCUGCCAAACACUUCUCACUCUUCUUCUUCGUUGCUCUUCUCUUAUCCGCUUCAGCACAAGCUGAAGCCAGAGAGAGCAGGUUCUUCAGCAAGGUCACCCGUUUGAUCGGCACCGUCAACAAGGUGAUCACCGAAGUCCCGACUCCGGCACCAGCACCGGCACCAGAAACCUCCGAACUACAGGUACCGGUGCCGGCACCGGUACCGACGGCAAACACCACCGGAAACAGACGUCGAAAACGAGAUGCUGACAGAGGAACACGCCGCAGGCGACGAGGGCUUCGAGAAAAGAGUGGCUACAACGUGGACAGUGUCAAGGGCAACGACAACUAUUAUGGCAACGUUAAUGGAUAUGGAACUGAGAAGAGUGGGAGUGAACAGAAGGGUAUGAGUGACACAAGGUUUUUGGAGAAUGGAAAGUACUACCAUGACGUGAAGAAUGAGAAUGAGAUUAAACAUGAGAAUUAUAAGUCUUACUAUAAUGGAUAUAAUGAUGAUCAGACGGCGGAGAGAGGGCCUAGAUAUGUGUUUGAUUCCAUGGAAGAGUAUGAGAAGUACCAGGAGAGCCAAGGGAAGUCAUAUGUGCCUUGAAUAUUUGAUGAGAGAGAGAGAGAGAGAGAGAGAG
Molecule: messenger RNA, 628 nt
Organism: Morus notabilis
Lineage: Eukaryota; Viridiplantae; Streptophyta; Magnoliopsida; Rosales; Moraceae
Exons: 2
Coding region: 1-594 (197 amino acids)
Source: RefSeq, a predicted model, not a curated record